CUUUGGUGCAUGCGAAAGGAUUUACUCUCGACUUCAGUCAUUAUUUCUGUGCCUCUGUGACUCCAAGAUUCCUUCGAUUAUUCCCAAUAAAUCAUCACUACAAAUCAUAACGAAUCAUUGCGAAUCAAUACAAAUCAUUACGAAUCCAGAAAUAUAAAAUUGCCAAGUGAAUUUUUGUGUUCUGCUGUUAUCAUCGAGAUGUUUUGAGUAACUCAUCAAUUUUUCAACGUUAAAUAAGAGGAAGUCAUUAUCCAUAAUGAAUUGGGGUCUUAGGGCGACGACGUUGAUCCUCUGGGUAGUGAUAGGACUUUCAGCUAUCAGAGAUUGUAAUGGAGAUCAAAGAGUCGUAUGUUAUUACACAAAUUGGUCGGUGUAUCGGCCAGGAACGGCGAAAUAUUCACCGCAGAACAUAAAUCCAUACCUCUGUACUCAUCUUAUUUAUGCCUUUGGGGGUUUCACCAAGGAUAACACACUGAAGCCAUUCGACAAAUACCAAGAUGUUGAGAAAGGUGGAUAUGCCAAGUUCACUGGUCUCAAGACGUACAAUAAAAACUUGAAGACAAUGCUAGCCAUCGGUGGAUGGAAUGAGGGCUCCAGUAGAUUUUCACCUAUGGUGGCUGAUCCAGAGAGGAGGAGGGAGUUGGUGAAAAACUCAGUGAAAUUUCUCAGACAAAAUCAUUUCGAUGGUCUCGACCUCGAUUGGGAGUAUCCGGCAUUCAGGGACGGCGGCAAACCCCGCGAUAAAAAUAAUUACGCCGAUCUUGUUCAGGAAUUGAGAGAAGAGUUUGAAAAGGAAUCGUUGAAAACAGGUAGACCACGACUUCUUCUAUCAAUGGCAAUACCCGCUGGGAUUGAGUAUUUGGAAAAAGGAUACGAUCUCCCAAGACUGAACGAAUAUCUCGAUUUCUUCAAUCUCCUGUCUUACGAUUAUCACUCGGCCUUCGAGCCUGCGGUCAACCAUCACUCGCCGUUGUACGGACUCGAAGAGGCUAAUGAGUACAAUUAUGACAGUGAAUUAACCAUCGAUUAUACGAUAAGUUAUCUCUUAAAUCAUGACGUUUCGUCUGAGAAAGUUGUACUUGGAAUACCCACCUAUGGAAGAUCCUAUACACUUUAUAAUGCAGAAGCAACGGAUAUAGGAGCUCCAGCUGAUGGACCUGGAGAGGAAGGAGAUGCAACUAGAGAGAAAGGAUACUUGGCGUAUUACGAAAUUUGCGAAAAUAUAGCGAAAUCAGACGAAUGGGAAGUGGUUCAGCCGAAUGAAAAGGCAACGGGGCCCUACGCUUUCCGAGGAAACCAAUGGGUUGGCUACGACGACGAGAAUAUUGUCCGGGUGAAAGCAUUUUACGUUAAAGAGAAGAAACUGGGAGGCAUUAUGUUCUGGUCCAUUGACAACGACGAUUUCCGGGGGAAGUGUCAUGGACGUCCGUAUCCACUCAUUGAAGCUGCCAAAGAGGCUCUCCUCUCCGGAAAUGAGAAAAUCUCGGAGAUAUCGAAGCCAACGGGUUCUCGAAAAAAGACAAAGCCUCAAACAAGUCGUACAUCAGAUACCUCAACAGAACGAAAAUACUCAUCUCCUCGGCGAUCAGGUUCUAAACCACCUCGAAAGCGUCCAUCCUCCACUCGAUCGACCCCUCGUUCCAAGAUUGCUUCAGAAGAUACAGUUGAAUCUCGAGAAUCGAGUGAAGAACGUGGCACAUCGACUCGGCCCCGCAAAACGCGUCCAAAAUUCCGCACAGGAACUCACAGACAAGAGCAAACAAGAAAAAUAGAGCGAACGGAAGAAGACCCAUCUCCCUUCAGCAACAGUCUAACCACACCGGAGCCUCCAACGACCCCAGAUCCAGGGUCAGACUUCAAGUGCGAGGACGAGGGCUUUUUCCCUCAUCCCCGAGACUGCAAGAAGUAUUUCUGGUGUUUGGACAGUGGUCCCAGCGGUCUUGGAGUGGUUGCUCAUCAGUUCACAUGCCCAUCUGGUCUAGUCUUCAACAAAGCAGCCGAUUCCUGCGAUUAUCCUCGCAAUGUCGUCUGCCCAAAGGCGAAAGCAUCUCCGACGACUCCUAAACCCACCCCUACGAGCAAAACAACCAAGAGAACUACAACUGCCAGUCCAGAGAUUGAGGGAGACGAUGAAUACGAGUAUGAAGAAGAUGAGGAGAAUUCAGCUGGAGAGGAGGAAGAAAUUCCUGUUAGCACAACUGCAAAGCCUUUGUUGUAUAAGACAAUUAGUAGAAAUAGACCGACCACUUCGAGUAGUACUACAAGUACUGAAGCAACGACGACUCAAGGAACUAUUGAGACCUCUAGAGGAUUCAAAGGAAUCGAAGAUGGAGAGGGCGAUGACACUGAGGAUCCCAAGGUCCUCAAAGAAUUGAUUGAUUUGAUUAAGAAAGCCGGAGGGAUUGAGCAGCUUGAAAAACAACUGCAUCUGCAGGAAAAGGGUCUAGUUGGUGAUACCACUGAGGGUAGUUUAGCUACUCCAGCUACGAUCAGUAGGAGUUUAUACGAGAAAGUGCUGAAUCGACAAGCCACGAAGCUCUUUGGAGGGUCUAGUGGAAAGGAUACGAAGCAGGUGACAAAUUCGAGGGGUUCACUCCAGAAUGGACCGGGGAAAUCGCAAUUCGAGGGGCUUGAUGAACUGCCAGAGGUGAAGAACUUGAGGAGAAUAAAUAAGCAUCAGUAUGUGACAAUUGCACGCCAGAGAUCUUCAACGAAUGAACCUGCAGUGAGCGAGGAUGAACUUUCUAAUGAAGAAGUUGAAGAGGACAAUGAUGAUGCAUCCUCUGAUGAUCGCGAAGUGAGUAAUCCUCCGGGGAAAGAGAGAAAUUCGUAUCUGAAACGAGUAACACCUAAUUACGUCAACAUCCGUAGAUCUCGACCGACCACUCCAGCAAGUGACGGUGAUAUCAAAGAAAGCGGCUCCCAAGAAGAAAAUUCUUCAAAAUUUUCCCGCAAACAGCACAACAGAAAUUUUGAAAACGACGAGGAACCAGCGAAUAAACCAUCAUCCACUGAAUCCAUUGAGGAAGUCUCUCAAGAAUCAAAUACUCCAAAAUCCAGAUACACCAAUAUUCAUCGCUUCAGAAGUACAACGGUAUCAUCCACGGAAUCCGAAGAUCCUGUUAAAUCUUCAGAAGAAACCUCAGAGUCUCCCCCAACUAGUCCCCUAGAGCUGACCCCAACCGAGCCCCAGGUCUUCUCAACUCCCUCCCCUACCACAGAGGCAUCAAAGUCCUCCACAGAAUUUCUCCCUGAAGUCACAAACCCCACAAUAAGCACAACACACCAGCCAGCAACAGAGCCAGUUAAACUGGUAGAGAACUCAGUCACUGAAAUACUACUAACAACAUUCCCAGCACCAUCGACCCCUCGCACAACUCCUUUACCAAGGACAACAGUAUCAGCAGUAUCAUCACCUAGACCCUUUGGAUAUUCUCGACGAACACGUCCAACGACAACAUCACCAUCAUCAACAACACCAACACCAUCGACAACUGAGCAAUCAAGAGCCAAGGUCGGAGCGUUGAAGAGCCCGGGAGCCAUCUUGAGAAAGCCUGGAAUUAUUGCUAGACCCACUACUUCCAAGAGCUACGCUAUUGAAUAUGAAACCGCAGAUCGCCGUUACUCUAGUAAAUUCGUGGUGCCUUCAGUAGAAAAUAACGACCAAACGGGUCGUGCCCAGGAAGUCGCAGUGUCACUGAUAGAUCCAUCAGUGCUCGCUUCCUUCAAAACAGGUAAAGAAACGUUAACGAAUCGAGGUGCACAGAGGCAUAAAAACGAAGAGUUUGAAGGUAUCACUGAAACACCGAUUACGAGGACGACAAUUUCGAGAAGAAGACAACGGCCUACAUCUGCCUUUCAAGAUGCUCAAGUCACUUCGCAUAAACCAAGACGCCCUGCCAUUAUUGAUUACGAUUACUACGUUGAUGAAGAGGUGCGCAUCUCAGUGAAACCUGAGCUGAAGAAUAAAAUCUACGUAACAGCGAGUGGAAGGAUUGGAUGCCUGGACCAGGGAACAUUCGCACAUCCGUAUUCUUGUAAAAAAUUUAUCACCUGCGCGAAAAUGGUGGGAGGACAGGUGGUACCCACUGAGUACUCAUGCCCCAAUAAAUUGUCCUUCGAUCCUGUCGGAGGCAUUUGUAAUUGGUCCGCUGGACUCGGGUGUAAAGAGUCUUUGUAAUCAGAAUUAUUCUUUUUUUUUCUACUUUUGUAACUGAGAUAAUUUUCUUAAAUCUGCCAUUGAUGUAAUAGCAAAAGAGAAAUAUCGAGAUCAGUGGAGGCAGAGGAAAAUGCCGAAGGACUUCUUCGUGGAUUCUAAGAUUGUCUACAUAUGAGCCAUCGGAUAAUUUUUUUUUACUCCAAUUCAUUACAACUUUUAACGUUAUCUCGUACUCUGAUAAAUUGUUUCGUAGGCAUUAUGUAAUGGAUAUUAAACAUAUUUCUUAGUUAAAUAGUAAUCAGUUAGCCAUAUGUAUAAUUCGUUUAAGUACAGCGUCGUGAUAUUAUCGAUAAAUGUAAUGAUUCUUAUUAAUUCAUCAAUUUUUUUUGUAUAUACUAAUUGAUUGUAAAUAAGGCUCUGAAUAUUAAAAAAUACUGUAUAAUGAUUGUAUUCAACACUUAACAAUACCAUUUUUUUUCCAAAUUAAAAACUAUGAAAAUGGAGAUAAAAAUUGGAAAGCUAUUGGCGUUGAGAAUAUUUUUAUAAAUUUUUUUCAGGGGAUAAUCUUCAUAUGGAGUAAGAUUUUAUUCAAUGAGCUAAUGGGGAAUAUCAAAUCACGAGAGGACAGGGGGAGCAAUUAAUUGGUACAAGAAAAUCCAUUCAUAAUGCGUGACCAAUGAAAGUUGCGCGAUAAAUCGAAUUGUUAAUCCCAUUGACAAUGUAAACAUAAUAUUCAAGCAUAAAACGUAGAUAAAAAAUAUCUUCAUGAAUUCAGUGAGAUCGUCGGAAAUUCCCAAUUGAUGAUUCACGUCUUCAAUUCUUCCCCAAUCCUUGAUGAUGGUGAUGAAUUUUUGUUUUGAAAAGGCGAACAAUGUCCACAAUAUAGAGCACUCGAAAAAUUUAAUUGCCACAAUUAAAAUUAUAAGUAACAUUCCAAAAUGAU
Messenger RNA from Fopius arisanus, 5102 nucleotides. RefSeq names its product Chitinase 6 (gene Cht6). Gene Ontology annotation, cellular component: extracellular region. The record is from RefSeq and is a predicted model, not a curated record. NCBI's taxonomy places the organism in Eukaryota, Metazoa, Arthropoda, Insecta, Hymenoptera, Braconidae. The transcript has 15 exons. Gene Ontology annotation, molecular function: chitin binding; chitinase activity. Bases 257 to 4180 code for a protein of 1307 amino acids. Gene Ontology annotation, biological process: chitin catabolic process; carbohydrate metabolic process.